UUAAUUGUUAUUAUUUAAAAAAUUUAUUUUGAAAACAUCCUAUUUUUUUACAGGCGGAUACAGAUAUAUCAAUACCCAAGGAUGUCCCUCCAGGCCGAAGAGAGGUGACCGUGUACAAGUCUAAUGAAAAUGGUGGACUUGGAAUAUCAAUUAAGGGUGGCAUAGAGAACAAGAUGCCGAUCUUGAUUUCUAAAAUAUUCCCUGGGAUGGCUGCGGACCUGACCGGCGCGCUACAUGUCGGAGACGCAAUCUUCAGUGUGGAUGGAGUAGAUCUUAGGGAUGCUACUCAUGAUGAUGCUGUGAGAGUACUCAAGAAUACGGGACCACAGGUUAACUUGGAAGUCAGAUACUUAAAGGAAGUUACUCCAUACUUUCUCAAGGCGACCUUACUGGGAAGUAUUGGUUGGGACGGGUUGGAUUCCUUCCUGGUUCCUGAAUCCAGUAGAUUUCCCCCUGCCAGCUCAAGAGCAGAUAGCAGGAAUAUACCGCUACACUUCUCCAUUGUUUCAAGGCAAUGUGUUUCUGGGGAUGAGGCUGCCAGAUGUUUUGAAGUUCUGUGCCCGGAUCAGAAAUCAUCUUGUGUGUUUAGAGCGGAAACAGCUGGGAUAGCUGCUGAUUGGGCCGCUAAUAUUGCAGCUGUUGUCCGAGAGACCUUUUCUGAAGCGGGGCUAUUAGCCGGCAGAAGCCUGGGCUGUGGAGUAGGUAGAAUAGGUUGGGCCCGGAUUCAAGUUCAGGAUCCUGUAACAUCAGCCUCUAGUGAAUCCUCAUUUGACAGUGGUACAAGCAGUGGGGGAGGGUGGACACAGGUACUCCUGGGGUUAACUGAAUCCCAUUUACUCUGGUGGGAUACUGUUCCUAGUACUCCUCAGCAGUGGAGUACACCACUUAGAUGUCUUAGACUGAUACAGACUCGUCUCGUGAACAACCGAACAGCUGUGUUCCAACCUGAACAGUAUUCAAUAUGCAUCAGACAUGGAGGAGAGGAGGGAGUGAGUUGUCAUGUUAUCUCUCUAGAUAAUAAGAGCGACCAGGCUGCGUGGGCUACAAGAAUUGUAGCAUCUACCUUAGCUGCAGCUAGGCGGGUCAAGAAGUGGGUCACUCAGGUCACCUACAAGGGAAGAUCUUGUGAACUAUGCGUGGAUGCUGAUGAGGGUUUUCUACUCCGUGAUCUCAAACUUGAGCAGUUUAUAUUCUCCAGACCCUUCCCUGACCUGGUCACUUCUAGUGAUGACGGAGCUAGACUGCUUUGGCUUCAGUUCCGAGAGACUGGUGAGGAGGAGUUUGAUCUAGGAAAAAACCCAAAACCUCUGGUUUUUGUCAUUCACACUUUUCUGUCUGCUAAGAUACAACAGCUGACGGAUAAUACAAGAGGAUAGCUAGCUGCGCCGUUGAGAAUCUGGGAUCCAAUGAGAAGCUUCCUUGUGUAAUCAACCAAUCAGGAACCAGAGAGUUGGAUUUUAACCAAUCAGAAAUCAUAGAAUAUAAUUUCAACCAAUCAGAAAUCGGAGAAAAGGAUUUCAACCAAUCAGAGAUCAGAACAGGAAUCAACCAAUCAGAAGUCAGACUAGGAUUUUACUAGAGAAUAGUAAUUUAUCCAAUCAGAGAUAAGAACAGCUUUGACAACAUCCAAUCGGACCCUGCCUUACACAUUUUCUACCACCUCCAAUUUCAAUCAAUCAAUAUGUUCUUUUUAAAGAAUUAAAACAAUUCGAUGUACAAUCACUUUUAGCAACUAGGCAUAUAAACUCUCGUUUAAAUUCCAGGAGUAUAUAUUUUGAAGAAUUUUGAAAAUAUUGAUUUUCAAAUAAGCGGGGGGGGGGGGGAAAAACCGGCAAGGUUCUUUUUCUUACCCAAUUAAGUCAUAAAAAAAGAGAUUUUUUUUCCAAUUUAAAAUUGUUUGUUAUUCUUCAACAAAAUAAAGAGCUCUGGUAAAUUCUCUAUGGUACCAUGAUCUCUAGGCAGCAUGUAUUUGGCAGCUUAAAGGAACUCUCAAUUCAAGAGUUACAAUUUACAAUUUACAAUCACAUCUAUUUAUGAGUUAAAAUGAAGAAGUUAUCAUUGUUUUUCUAUCUGAAAAUGAAUGAUAUCUCAUUAAAUAUUGACUCGUGGAUUAAUCAAUGGAGCGUGUCACUUGAAAUCACAUAGACAGCCCUUUAAAAUUUUUCAUGAACUAACCCAGAACACUGACGCACUUUUAAACAAAAACAAUUAGAUUUUUAAAUCGUAGAUUAACUAAUUUGAUUCUCGUAAUUUUAGUCCUUUUUCUAGUCGCAUCAAAACUGUUAAAUUUUUUAAAUUUUAUUCCAUUAACUCCUAUUUGUAUAACUUGUUUUUUUUUAUGCGUAAAAUUGGUAUUUUUCCAUCAGAAUUGAUUUAUUUUUAUUUCGAUGAAUCAAUUUUUAUAAACUCUGCAUUUAUUAACCUGCAUGUUGAAUUGUUAAUUACUGAAUAAUUAUUAUUUUUUUUUCAUUUAUUAACCUCAUUGUGAUAAAAUCGAGUUCGGCAUUUACUUAAAAAAAUUAAUAUAAUCUUUUUGUUGUACAAAUAUUUAGAUAAAAGUAUCAUUAACAUAAUUUUAAAUCUCCCUCGGAUAAAGUACAAGGCGACUUAAACCCUUUAAACUUUAAACCAUACGAAUAUUGUUUUGCUUCAGAAAUGUUUGUUGUCUUAAAUGUUAACAUCUACAAAAACUUUUUACAUAAUCUUAUUGGACCAAUAUACCUGUAAAUACAAAAAUAAUUUGACCUAACCCUGAGCUGGGAAUUUUUGUAUUGGAGAACUGGCUAAGCCUAGUAAUUCAGCAGCUUAACUCGAUAUCCAGUUCACAGUUUAAAGGUGACGAGCUUAAAGUAAAUCCGGGAAUCUUUAAUUCUUAAAUCCGCCAAAUCAUCUCGGAAACAAAUUCUGGGAAAUGAAAAGGUAGCCAGACCUCCAACUCAAAAAUGUUGCUCUCUGGGGGUGGCAGUUGUUAUUGUCAAUGUUGUGUGCUUUUAGAGUUGAAUGUUUAAUGGAUCAAAUUCGAAUUAAAACCGGUUAAGCACAAGUCUAGAUGUUGACCGUAAACAUUGUUUAGAAAUAUAAUAGUACCGUAAAUAAAUUGCACAAUACAAUAAACACCUUCCCUUUGUUUAACCCCUUUAUUGAGUGUCAACUCUCCUAUGUAUAAUAUACAGGGUCAAUUUUAUAAUACACUUGUGGAUAUCCAGAAGGAUAAGGAUUUGUUCCCGAAUCCUAAUCGUAUUAUCUCGCCCCCCCCCCCUUUUUAAUGUUAGAAAGAUGAUAUAAUUUCUAGUAUAUAAUUUCCUCAUAGAGAAAUUAAGAAGUAUAACUUUUUCUUCGAAUUUCUCUCCCCCUCUCAAAAAAAUUUCUUUAUAAAAAGAUAAAAAUUUGUUUCUCCCAAAAUUCAUUCACUUUCCCAGAAGCAAACUUAUAAUAAAGAUGAGGGGAGAAUGGAUAAUUUUGGAAAUUAUAGAAUCCAAUAUUUAUAAAAUAAUCUGUAUGUGAAUGUGAAACAAUUUUGAUUGUAUACUAACCAUUGAACCAAUAGCCAUGAAAUAUGGGAAAAGAAUUGAA
Eurytemora carolleeae is the source of this 3573-nucleotide messenger RNA. It is a transcript of the gene Syn1, whose product is annotated as alpha-1-syntrophin. The record is from RefSeq and is a predicted model, not a curated record. The transcript is spliced from 17 exons. Lineage: Eukaryota; Metazoa; Arthropoda; Copepoda; Calanoida; Temoridae. The coding region runs from base 174 to 1376 and encodes 400 amino acids. Gene Ontology annotation, molecular function: protein binding; structural molecule activity. Gene Ontology annotation, cellular component: dystrophin-associated glycoprotein complex; intracellular anatomical structure.